AUGCUUUGCGAGUGGCUGGCAACCAGCAGUGACCUGAAAGUCACGGACAAGGAGCGCAUGUUGCUCCGCAUCUUCUCGGGCGACGACCAGCCGAUCCAGGAACUGCCCGAGGAACACAGGAAAUGGCUGGAGACCUUUGUCACCUAUGGUGGCAGGAAGAUGGACGACCUCCUGAGGUGGCGAGUCCUGGGACAUUUGGCGGCGGUCUUGAUCGCCGCACCUGAGACCUCCCUGCUGCACUCCCUGCGGUGCAUGAUGCUGGACCCUGAGAAAAUGACCAAGGACUUCCCAGCAUUCUUGCCCGCAAUGGAUGAAGAUAUCAGGCUUUGCAGAGUGGAUGCGGAGCGGCAUUUGAAACGCUGUGGGCCGCGGGGCCGCGGCCUGGGGCUGCCAGUGCUGAUGGAUGGGAUGGGAUUGGAUGGAUACGCAGGUUACUGCCGCUACGAUCUGCGGAUAUGUCAGGCCUUGGUCGAGCGAGGUGAGAACAUUUGGAAGUUCAAGAGCGUUUUCGCCACCUUGGUACCGCUUUUGCACAGCUAUGGCAGCUACGGGCCUUGGAUCCGUUUUCCCCACGAUGGAAGUACUGUGACUUCCGAGGCCAUUGGUGGAAAUGCUCCUGUGGCUUCACCUUCUUCAUUGGCCCCUCAGCACAGGGAGAGACCACUGACAGUCAAGGAAGUGGCCAAGUGUCCCGGCUGCAGUCUGAACAUCGGCGGACGGGAUCACAACCAAACCGAGCACACCUUUCAGGACGAUGAGAGCGACCGAUCCCCUUGGGGCUACGUUUUGCCUCCUGCCGAGAAGGAUGAGAAACACGUCACCUUUAGGGAGGUGCAGAGCAGCUCGGCCCGGGCCAUUCGUUUGAUGCUGCACGGGAGCAUGUUCCUUGGGAUCAUGGCAGCCUCCAAACCUGGAACGCCACAUGGCGGAAGUGAUGUGGUGUGCCAUGGGUGGCAAGAUCCUUUGCCGAAGAUCUAUGGGCCCUUGGCCAACGAGAGUGUUUGCACGUUGCGGCAGUGCAUUGAGGCGCAGUACAUCGGAUCGCACUUUGCCAACGACUGGAAGUCGAUGGUCGAGAUCCUGAGCAGCAACACGGAGGACUUAGCGGUGGGUCUCCACAACCUUCUGCUCGACAUGAGUGAACAAAAGAGAGACGAGCCAUUGAAAGGUCUCGAAGGAGGCACCACUCCCAAAUGGGCGAUCCUCACCUUGCCACAACGAAACUCGUGGGAAGAGACCAUUGAAGUCAAAUAUCUGAAGAGUGCAAUCAAGAACUUGGAUGAUAUACUGCAGGAUUUGUACAAGAAAUGGGGUGGUGAUCAAGAGGACGGCAAAUUUGUGGCCGAAUUGAAGGAAGCGGCAGAUGUGAAAGACUUCCCGCCAAAUAUGCGGGAGGCGCAGAUGCCUCAGCUCUGGGCCUAUCGAUCUGCCGUGACCCUGGACGCGCUCCACAAGAAGAUUGGAAUGGAAUCCAAUACCAAGGAAAAUUUCCCGGUGCUGUGCACGGUGCUUCAGAAUCCUCUCAUUAGCAUUCUGCCCGCGCUGGGUACCUUGGUUGGUGUCUUCGAGUGGCAGGCGCUCUGCAUCAACCAGUUCAGCGGCCGCAUUACCAAGGCAAAAGCAGGUGAAAUGACCGUGAAUGACGUACUCAUGACGAUCCCACGGAAUGAAGCAGAGAAGCGGCUAUGGACGCAGGCCUUCAAAAAUUUCCAGAGGGCGUGGAAAUUGGCGAUGCCCUACUGUGAAUAUGAGUGCUUGCAGAUUAGCGAGAAGAUGCGGGAGCAUGAGUUGACUAUUGACGAUCCUAUGUUGCUCUGCAUUCCAGACUUCAAGGACGAUGGCAUGUAUGCCCUGGCGGUCAUCGAUUGGCUGGUGGCGCAGCACAAUGAGUUGGUGCAAAUUGUGGCAGGAACUCUAGGCUAUCCAGCUCGGAAAGUCUCGUCUCGACUGCUGGUGCAGCAUGAUGCCACCGUGUCGCAAGAGAAGUUCCACCGUUUCCGUGUCAUCAAGUACACCAAGCGGGAGCUGAUGCGCUUCCUUAGCAACCGCUGUGCCACCUGGGGUGUUGGAGGCAAGUUGAACCUGGACUUGAAGCAAGUGGAAUCGCAUUUGCGGCGCGAGCUAAGCAGGCCUGAAAUCACCGUGGAGAUGCGCGGUUUCCAGUGGCUGGGCGACGCCCCAGCGGCGGGGCACGAGCUGAAACAGGUGAUCAAUCAGCGGGAGCUGUUGCCCGACACCAUCGACCGCCUGAAGCUGGAGAUUCCAUCACCUGCCUUGGCGAAUGCCUGCCUGCAGAAGGUGCAGAUGUCCAUCGCUUUCAUCCUGAAGUCUGGUAGCAGUCUGGGUACGGAGAAGUCAGGUGAGAUGCUCCUGAGCGAUUACAUGCAAAGCGUGCUCGCUGAGACUCCUGAAAGCUUCAUGCCCACGACUGCGCAGAAAGAUGUGCAUCUUUGGCAUGUAGACUCCUUCGUGAAGGUCCUGAAACAGAUUGUGAACAAGGAUCCCGUGGAUUGCAUGGAUCCCAAGUACAAGGAAGAGUUGCCGGCUGACCUGAAACAGAAACUGCUGGAUGUGAAGGAGAAACUCCCAGAUCAGUUCGUUGACCUGCACCUUGGACCCCGGAUCUGGCCAGUUGGGGUGUUAAGCAAACACAAUAGGGAUGUAGAAGGAUUUAUAUGGACAUAA
This is a messenger RNA of Cladocopium goreaui, 2685 nucleotides long. The record is from the annotation of a GenBank genome assembly. Lineage: Eukaryota; Dinophyceae; Suessiales; Symbiodiniaceae.